Messenger RNA from Pungitius pungitius (ninespine stickleback), 2628 nucleotides. It is a transcript of the gene slc52a3-2b, whose product is annotated as solute carrier family 52, riboflavin transporter, member 3-B. Gene Ontology annotation, molecular function: riboflavin transmembrane transporter activity. Gene Ontology annotation, cellular component: plasma membrane. The transcript is spliced from 4 exons. The record is from RefSeq and is a predicted model, not a curated record. NCBI's taxonomy places the organism in Eukaryota, Metazoa, Chordata, Actinopteri, Perciformes, Gasterosteidae. Gene Ontology annotation, biological process: riboflavin transport. The coding region runs from base 664 to 2034 and encodes 456 amino acids.
CAAGCAGCAACUUAUUAUUGGGUUAAACAAAGUAACUGCUGGCACAGAGAGAAGCCGACAGGGACUAAGCAGGCCAUGAGAAAUAAACCGAGGCAUAGAGAGAGGAUUAGCGUGUCAUGUACAUUAUCUCGUACAUCACCUCCUUGAGUGUCAGACCAAAGGCUGGCUUACUCUCUCACUCUCACACUGCAGCCUGUGUGUUUAAACGAGGGCAGGCCACAAGGUCGUAUGCUGGUUUGGGGGAGGGAAAAACAAAAAAGGAGGAGCUAUUGUCACUGAGGCCUCUCCCGUGACUCCUUUCCUCCUAUUGCUGAUCUCCCAGGCACACACAGAGCACAUGGCUCCAUGAUUUUGAACCGGCACACCAAUGGAAGGACACAAGCGUCUGUUGAGGACAUGUGCGCCUGAGCAGCUCCUCCCCCCGUAGAGUGCAGCACAGACCCGGAAGUAGAGUAAGACCGAGUGUGUGUGGAGGAGAAAAGGGGGCUGGCAAUGUCUCCAUGCACACACACCAAUGCACCCAGACUCCAAACUGACUGUGAUCAAGACAGAGUGACCGUUUUUGAAAGAAAGGAAGGAAGGAAGUAAAGCGCUUCCUGGUUAUGUUCUGACCGAGAUUGUGCACGUCUACAUUUCCUGCUCGACGACGUCCCUGCCACCGUCAUGUCGCUGCUGACUCACGUACUGGCCUGCCUGUUCGGCAUGGGCUCCUGGGUGGCCAUCAACGGGAUGUGGGUGGAGCUGCCCCUGGUCGUUCCGCAGAUCCCAGAGGGCUGGUAUCUGCCGUCCUACCUCACGGUCAUCAUCCAGAUGGCCAACAUAGGUCCUCUCUUCAUCACUCUGAUGCACCGCUUUCGCCCCGGGGCGCUGGAUGAGCGGCUGAUCAUCUACUGCAUUGCGGGGUUGGGCAUCGUCGCUACGUUCCUGCUGGCUUUCUUUUGGAAGCACACCGUGACGAUAGAGGGCUCUUUACACAGUGUGCCGCUGCUGGUGUUGAGCUUCCUGCUCUCUGUGGUGGACUGCACCUCCUCUGUUACGUUUCUGCCUUUCAUGAUGCAGCUUCGGCCACAGUACCUCACCACGUACUUCGUAGGCGAAGGCCUCAGCGGUCUGGUGCCCGCAGUGGUUGCUCUGAUACAAGGCGUUGGUGUAGUCCACUGUCAGAAUGCCACUUUGGCUAGCGGCGGCAACACGGUAGCUGAUAACGCUACUGUCGGCAGUGCGGAGCUGCAGGCUGUCUACCAGCCUGCUAAAUUCUCUGCCCAGGUCUUCUUUGUGUUCCUCAGUGCCAUGAUGGUCGUCUGCCUCGUAGCCUUCAUCCUACUCAACCAUCACCCAGCUGUCGCUCGGGAGAGAAAGAACGACUUGUACUACAGUGGUGGUCUGGCCUCUGGGAAGAAAGACGAAGGUCUGUCUCUGCACGCGCAGACACCAGAGCAGAAGCCUAUGAUCAGCCCAAUGGAAGCCAAUAGGAGGGAGCCCAGAAGCUCUUUUGGGAGGGGGACGUAUAGCAAUCUGGAGGCGCUGUUCAUCUUUGUUGUAUUGGCAUGGGUCAAUGCUCUGACCAAUGCGGUGCUGCCCUCAGUGCAGUCCUACUCCUGUCUGCCCUAUGGGAACAGAGCUUACCAUCUAGCUGCUACCAUGGCAGCUGUUGCCAACCCAGUGGCCUGCUUCAUUGCCAUGUUUGUGCCAAUUAGGUCUCUCAUCCUGAUGGGUUUCUUGGCCAUGGUUGGUACUGGAUUUGGAGCGUACAUCAUGACAAUGGCUGCUCUGAGUCCUUGCCCCGUGCUGGUCCACAGUGACAUUGGAACUGCAGUUAUAGUGCUGGCCUGGGUCCUGUUUGUCCUCUCCCUGUCCUACGUGAAGGUCAUCAUCGGGGUGAUUCUUAGGGACGAAGGACACAGUGCCCUGGUGUGGUGUGGAGCGGUAGUGCAGCUGGGCUCCAUGGUUGGCGCUGUGUCCAUGUUCCCAUUGGUCAGUGUGUAUGGACUUUUCAAGUCAGGUGACGCUUGCAACACAAAGUGUCCAAUGUAGUGAAUAAAUAUGUUUAAGUUAAACACUGCUGUACAAAACUGAAAAAUAAUGUGUGAGCUUUACAUAUUCCUAUUGUUACAGAUCUUCAACUACAACAGAAUCACUCCCUGAUUUUGUACAACUGAGUUUCUCUAAUGAGGGUCAGGUGGUUUAAUUUUCUACAGAUAUCUGACUGUAUUAAUUAACGGAGCUCAGCACAACGAUGAAAUGACGUCAGCAUUAUUAACAUCAUCAUGAUGCUGAUCAUACAACAUCACUUUGUUGUCGAGCAUGUUACAAUUCCUUCUCAAUUUAGAGGUCAAUGCCAGUUUACUUGAACUGUUAAUAUGAUGUGAAAGUGUAAUUGAUGUUUUCUUUAUAAGAACCUAUAGAACUUUUGAGACUGUACAUUGUUGUACAUUCUAACGUGCUUUGUAUUUGUUAGGUGUAUGUGGAGAAACUGUUAUCAAAACAAUACCAAAUAAAACUUGCCUUAACACUUGCAUUAUUCUGCAAAUCCUCAAACGUUCUCCCUGCUCUCCGUCAGAUGGGGCAGAAGGUGUUAUGCUCAUGGCAGACAGGGUAGAUGGGUAAACAGCACAAUAGCAGAGCAGA